UCACCAUGUUUCUAGUGUUUAUAUCAAUAAUAUUAUCUAUUGCUUACUGAGAAGUUAACAUUUUGGAUGUGGAGAGCCAGACAACCCUUUUUUUUUUUAAGUAUCAUUAGUUGAUCAGUCAAUGUCAUCGAUCAAGAAAAUGAUAAGGUGGUGGUCCCUGGAUUGCGCAACCUAAAAAAAUUGUAAAUAAAGAUUUGAUAUUUUCAUAUAUAUGAUAUGAAAUAUUGUAACAAAGAUAUCCAAGUGAGAUCAAUAACUCUCCUUUAAUUUCAUUCAGUGCAUAAACAUAUGAGCUGAGUGAACUAAUGGAGAUGUAUGAUCUGAAAUCAAUUGCAGUCUCCAUAGUUUUGGUCACAGUAGUAACAUGGGCAUGGCGACUACUGAACUGGGCAUGGUUUAGGCCGAAGAAGUAUGAGAAAUAUAUGAGACAGCAAGGUCUUAAAGGAAAACCUUACAGGCUUCUUUAUGGAGACUUGAAAGAGAACUUCUUGAUGAUAAAAGAAGCUAAAUCCAGACCGCUCAAUCUUUCAGAUGACCUUGUACCUCUUGUUCUUCCAUUCAUCGAUAAACUGGUCAAAGAUUAUGGCGACAAUUCUUUUAUGUGGUUUGGCACAGUACCCCGGGUGAUUAUUACGAACCCUAAUCAAGUAAAGGAGAUACUUACCAGGAUAAACGAUUUUCAGAAAUCUAAGGCCAGAAAUCCACUUGUUAAAAAAAUAGCAACUGGACUUCUAGAAUACGAGGGUGAGAAGUGGACUAAACAUAGAAGGAUUAUCAACCCAGCAUUCCAUCAGGAGAAAUUGAAGCUUAUGCUACCUGCAUUCUACAAAGUUUGUAGUGAGUUGAUUAUCAAAUGGGAGAAGUUGGUAAAUGUAGCAGGAUCACGUGAAAUUGACGUAUGGCCAGAACUUCAAAAAUUGACAGGUGAUGUGAUUUCUCAAACAGCAUUUGGAAGCAACUAUGAAGAAGGAAAGAGAAUAUUUCAACUCCAAACGGAACUAAUUGAUCUUGGAAUGCAAGCUGCACAUACAUUUUACAUCCCAGGAUUGAGGUUUUUACCUACUAAGAGGAAUAAGAGAAUUAAGGAAAUUGACAAUGAAGUGCGAGCUUUACUCAUGGAUAUCAUUAAGAAUAGAGAGAAAGCAAUGAAAGCAGGUGAAGUUGCAACAAAUGAUGACUUAUUAGGCAUACUUAUGGAAUCCAAUUUUAGAGAAAUCAAAGAAUAUGGAAACAACAAAAAUGUUGGGAUGACUAUUAAUGAGGUGAUUGAAGAGUGCAAGCUAUUUUACUUGGCCGGGCAAGAGACUACCGCAGUUCUCCUUGUUUGGACUUUGAUUUUAUUGAGUGAACACCAAGAUUGGCAAGCUCGUGCAAGAGAAGAAGUGCUUCAAGUCUUUGGAGAUCAAAAGCCUAACAGUGAUGGGUUGAAUCACUUAAAAGUGAUAUCGAUGAUAUUAUACGAGGUGCUGAGGUUAUAUCCACCAGUUGUGGUUAUUCCUCGAGCUGUUUACAAAGACAUCAAAUUGGGAAAUUUAUUGUUACCUGCUGGAGUAGAGAUCUUUUUGCCGAUUGUCCUGGUUCAUCAUGAUAAGGGACUGUGGGGUGAGGAUGCAAAGGAGUUUAAACCAGAGAGAUUUUCGGAAGGAAUUUCGAAGGCAACAAAGAAUCAAGCUUCAUUUUUCCCUUUUGGAUGGGGUCCUCGGAUUUGCAUUGGACAAAACUUCUCUCUGAUAGAGGCAAAAAUAGCUUUGGCAAUGAUUCUACAGAAGUUUACAUGGGAGUUAUCUCCCUCUUAUGUUCAUUCUCCUCACAGAACUAUUACUAUUCGGCCAGAGUACGGUGCCCAUUUGAUUCUCAAGAAAGUUCCAUGAAAACUUUCAGUUGUUGUUAAAUAAGAUUGGUGUCAAAGACUGAACAUUAAUUAGCUUGCAUGGGUUUUAUUGACUGUGUAUGUAAUAAAUUUUGUAUUUGUUAUUGUUUUCUUUUUGUUUAUAGGUAAAUGUUAAAUGUGUUUAAAAUGCUAUCUUCA
Mangifera indica (mango) is the source of this 2029-nucleotide messenger RNA. RefSeq names its product cytochrome P450 CYP72A219-like. The record is from RefSeq and is a predicted model, not a curated record. Gene Ontology annotation, molecular function: iron ion binding; oxidoreductase activity, acting on paired donors, with incorporation or reduction of molecular oxygen; heme binding. The transcript is spliced from 5 exons. Lineage: Eukaryota; Viridiplantae; Streptophyta; Magnoliopsida; Sapindales; Anacardiaceae. Bases 306 to 1871 code for a protein of 521 amino acids.